AACCAGGCUUUCCCGACUCGCACGGCCAGGGUGCACGGCCGUGCACAUCACCAUUCUGGCCGUGCACUCCAAAACGCAGCGUUUCAUUUAGUCGGCCUUCAACCAUCUUGCACGGCCAGGUGCACGGCCGUGCAGAUCUUCAGGGGUGCCCGUGCACGUCCUCGGCAUAAGGCGCACGGCCAACUUGCAACCGUGCACGGCCGUGCAGCCUCCCUGGUCUGCCCGUGCAGCUCCCCAAAAACCUCGCCAUUC
Messenger RNA from Linum tenue, 252 nucleotides. NCBI's taxonomy places the organism in Eukaryota, Viridiplantae, Streptophyta, Magnoliopsida, Malpighiales, Linaceae. The record is from the annotation of a GenBank genome assembly.